AUGGAGGCAAAGAAAGGAGCUGCUAAUAUAGAGAAAAUGGUUUGGAGUAAUUCAAUUGCCAAUGUUGCACUGAACUGGGCCAAGACAUGUACUGUAGGACAUAAUGGAAAAACAGGAUACGGCGAAAAUUUGUAUUUUCAUACAAUUCGAGAUAAAGGACAAGAACGGGAUUUGAUUGAGAGGGGAAUAAAGGCUUGGUACGAUGAAUAUACGUUGUGGAAUUGGUCCACAGGAUUUACGACGCCAACAGGGCAUUAUACACAGCUUGUGUGGGCAAAGAGCAUCGAAGUUGGAUGUGGUAUAUAUACUUGUCCAGCAAAUGGUCAGUUCCGAGAAAAGUUUCUGUAUCUUUCCUGUUUUUACAAUCCACCUGGUAACUUCAAUGAUAAUGGUAAAUUUCGUAAUGGAGAUCCGUACAUCAGAGGGCGUGCUUGUUCUAAAUGUGCACCAGGAGAACAAUGUAACGAUGGUUUAUGUUCGGGAUCUAAUAACGGCGGAAAUGUAUGGGACAAUAACAGUAAUGGUGGAGAAACUGGAGGUAACAAUGUAAACUGGUGGGAUAAUAACAGCAAUGGUGGUAGUGGUACUAGUAGCAACAAUAAUGAUAAUUGGUGGGAUAAUAACAGCAAUGGUGGAGAAACUGGAGGUAACAAUGUAAACUGGUGGGAUAAUAACAGCAAUGGUGCCAUUGGUGGUAGUGGUACUAGUAGCAACAAUAAUGAUAAUUGGUGGAACGAUAAUGGUGGGAACACAGGUGGAAAUUCGUGGGACAAUAAAGUCAGUGAUAAUUGGUGGGAUAAUGGACAAUCAUGGGACAAUAAUGGGAACAGUGGAAGUUCGUGGGACAAUAAUGGCAACAGUGGAAAUUCAUGGGACAAUAAUGGCAACAAUGAAAAUUGGUGGGAUGAUGGACAAUCAUGGGACAAUAAUGACAACAGUGGUAAUAAUAAUUGGAAUAGUUGGGAUUCUUGGGAAAAUAACUGGAAUGGAGGAAACUCGUGGAACAGUAAUGGAAAUAGCGGAAAUACAUGGGACAAUAACGGGAAUAAUGAUAAUUCAUUGGACAAUAAUAUGGAUAAUGCAAACUCGUGGGACAGUAAUGUAAAUAGCGGAAAUACAUGGGACAAUAACUGGAAUAAUGAUAACUCAUGGGACAAUAAUUGGGAUAAUGGAGACUCGUGGGACAGUAAUGGAAAUAGCGGAAAUACAUGGGACAAUAAUUGGGAUAAUGGAAACUCGUGGGACAGUAAUGGAAAUAGCGAAAAUACAUGGGACAAUAAUUGGAAUAAUGAUAAUUCAUGGGACAAUAAUUGGGAUAAUGGAGACUCGUGGGACAGUAAUGGAAAUAGCGGAAAUACAUGGGACAAUAAUUGGGAUAAUGGAAACUCGUGGGACAGUAAUGGAAAUAGCGAAAAUACAUGGGACAAUAAUUGGAAUAAUGAUAAUUCAUGGGACAAUAAUUGGGAUAAUGGAAACUCGUGGGAUAGUGAUGUAAAUAGCGGAAAUACAUGGGACAAUAACUGGAGUAAUGGUAACUCAUGGAACACUAACCAGAACAGCGAUAACUCUUGGAACAAUGAUUGGAAUGAUGGGAAUUCGUGGGAUAACAGCUGGAAUGAUGGGAAUUCCUGGGAUAACAGCUGGAAUGCAGGGAAUGACAAUUGGUGGAAGCGUGGAAAAGUUGUACGGCUGAAACAAGAUGGAAGAAAACACCAAAGUGACAAGCAACUCGACACAGACAAGAAAAAUUUAAGGCAGAUGAAUAUAGAGAAAAUUAAUCACAAAAGUCUGCAUUCAGCGGAUAAAGAUGUUCUUGAACUCCACCAGUUAAGACAAAGUGGUGCGACCAAAUCUGGUCUUGGGGUCAAACAAAUAACACAAAGAAAUACCACGAGAUUACGCCAUCCGAUGAGGCAACUUUUCAAUAGGAAACUCAUAGAUAGGCAGCUUAAGCCUAAAAUGAAGAAGGGACAGAGGUUAUCAACAUUAAAAAGAUUUAUUUCUUUAGUUAAAAGUUUAAAGAGAGGGCAAUUAAAGACUAAAUAGAAAGACGAUGAAAGGGAAUAAUAAGAGUUAGGGCCUAUUUCACUACUACUUUUCUUUAA
Mytilus trossulus (common blue mussel) is the source of this 2105-nucleotide messenger RNA. RefSeq names its product bifunctional endo-1,4-beta-xylanase XylA-like. The transcript is spliced from 6 exons. Gene Ontology annotation, biological process: carbohydrate metabolic process. The record is from RefSeq and is a predicted model, not a curated record. Gene Ontology annotation, molecular function: hydrolase activity, hydrolyzing O-glycosyl compounds. Gene Ontology annotation, cellular component: extracellular region. NCBI's taxonomy places the organism in Eukaryota, Metazoa, Mollusca, Bivalvia, Mytilida, Mytilidae. The coding region runs from base 1 to 2046 and encodes 681 amino acids.